Molecule: messenger RNA, 2787 nt
Organism: Prunus armeniaca (apricot)
Lineage: Eukaryota; Viridiplantae; Streptophyta; Magnoliopsida; Rosales; Rosaceae
Source: the annotation of a GenBank genome assembly
AUGGAUAUGCUCCUCAGUGACUCUGAUUGGGAGAGUUUUAGUGAGACUGGAAGUAGUGAGGAUCACGAGGAAAAUGAAUAUUUCUAUGGCGGACAUGCCAGUAGUAUAUUGUCUAGCCUGGAGGCUACCAUUGGGAAAAUUGAUGACUUUCUCUCGUUUGAGAGGGGAUUUAUGUAUGGGGACAUGGUGUGCUCUGUAAGAGAUCCAUCUGGACAAAUGGGAAGAGUGGUUGGGAUCAAUAUGUUUGUUGAUUUGGAGAGUGUUAAUGGAAAUAUGAUAAAAGAUGUGAACUCCAAGAACCUUUUGAAGAUCCGGUCCAUUUCAGUGGGGGAUUAUGUUGUUUGUGGUCCAUGGCUUGGAAGGGUGGAUAGAGUGGUUGACCGUGUUACUGUUGUCUUUGAUGAUGGGACGGAGUGUGAGGUCACUGCUGUUGAUCAAGAGAAGCUCUUACCCAUUUCUCCAAACAUACUUGAAGAUCCACAGUACCCAUAUUAUCCAGGACAGAGAGUGCAGGUCAGGCUUUCAACUGCUUCCAAGUCAACAAGGUGGUUAUGCGGUAACUGGAGGGAAAAUCAAGAUGAGGGAACUGUUCGUUAUGUGGAAGGAGGUUUGGUGUAUGUUGAUUGGCUUGCCUCUGUUCUCAUGGGAUGUGAUUCAAAAUUGCCUGCUCCUCCACGUGUGCUUGAUUCAAAAAAGUUGACUUUGUUGUCUUGUUUCUCUCAUGCAAACUGGCAACUUGGGGACUGGUGUAUGCUUCCAGUUAGUGACCAUAAAGCUAUCAUGGAGCAGGCUUUUCAUAAUGCAUCAACUUGUGAGCUCAUUAACCAGCGCAAGAAAUCAGAAAGAGGAUUCAGGAGAAGAAACACUAAUUCAAAAUUUGAGGAAAUCUUUGUUAUCAUAAAGACAAAGACAAAAGUUGAUGUUGUUUGGCAAGAUGGUAGCCACUCUUUGGGAUUAGAUUCACAGACAUUAGCUCCAGUAAGUGUUGUAAAUGAUCAUGAAUUUUGGCCUGAACAGUUUGUCCAGGAAAAGAGUACUUGUGAUGAUCCACACUUGCCUAGUAGUCAAAGAUGGGGUGUUGUGCAGGGUGUGGAUGCAAAGGAAAGGACAGUAAAGGUGCAAUGGAAAACUAUCACUGCACCUGAAGCAAAUAAUUCAGAGGGAGAGAAAAUGGAUGAAAUUGUAAGCGCUUAUGAACUGGUUGAGCACCCAGAUUACUCCUACUGUUUUGGAGAUUAUGUGUUCAGGUUGGUCCAGAAUCAGUUUGAUGAACAAGCUGAUAAAAACUAUCCAAACACAAAGAUUGGCAUGAGCGAGGAAGCUGCUCCGAUAGACAAGAACUGUGGUGGGGAUCAAGACGAGUACACUGAUAAAUGCUACCUAGCUCACAUUGGAAGUGUUAUGGGCUUCAGAGAUGGAGCUGUGGAAGUGAGAUGGGCUACUGGUAUUACAAGCAUGGUGGCCCCUCAUGAAAUUUUCCGGUUUGACAAACAUGAAGGUUCAGCUGCAAUCCCUGCAGAAGAUGACAUUGAGGACUUGAAUCGAGCUAUGAUUCAAAAUGAAAAACAACCUUCUAACCUGAAAGGAAAGGAUUCAUUGAAUUCGGAUGAUGCCAGUAAAGGUUGCAAAAAGUACACAAGGGAGUCUAGUUCCUAUUUCCUUCCUCAAGCUGCUAUUGGAUUUUUCACAAGCAUAGCUGCGAAUCUUUUUGGAUCCCAUGAUUCCGCAUCACUUUCAGGUCCUUCACCAUCAGUCUGUAUUUCUGAAGUUGGAAAUGAAUCUGAGAUCUCCCAUGAGAAAGGAAUAGUGGAAACUUGUGACCUUUUCACUAAGCCACAUUCAACGGCUGAGCUGGAAAGAUUUGGAAAGAAAAUUUUGAUUGAGGAAGGCAAAGAAAUUGAGGGGAAUAGCCUUCCACAUUUAAAAGCCAAUGAGACUGCAGGUCAGUUCAGGCAAUUUGACAUGGUUUUUGAUUGCUCAGACCACAAUUUUCAUGGUGCCAGCAAGGAGUUAAUAUUAUCUCAGGUGAAAAGAGGCUGGAUGAAAAAGAUUCAUCAAGAGUGGAGAAUCUUAGAGAAAGAUCUUCCUGAAAAAAUCUAUGUCCGUGCUUUUGAGGAAAGGAUGGAUCUUCUGCGGGCAGUCAUUGUUGGUGCACCUGGAACUCCAUAUCAUGAUGGACUUUUCUUCUUUGACAUUUAUCUUCCUCCAGAGUAUCCUCAUGAACCGCCUUUGGUGCACUACAGAUCUGGUGGUCUCCGUGUCAACCCUAAUUUGUAUGAGUCUGGAAAGGUCUGUCUCAGUCUUCUUAACACAUGGGCGGGUACGGGCACUGAAGUUUGGAAUCCAGGGAGCUCCACCAUUCUUCAAGUUCUUCUCUCCCUUCAAGCCCUUGUGCUUAACGACAAGCCAUAUUUCAAUGAAGCUGGAUAUGAUCAGCAGAUGGGAAGAACUGAGGGAGAGAAAAACUCAGUAAGCUAUAAUGAAAAUGCCUUCCUCAUGACUUGCAAGUCCAUGCUGUACAUACUCCACAAGCCACCUAAGCAUUUCGAGGAGCUUGUGGUGGAACACUUCACUCGGCGCUCCCAAAAUAUUGUAAUGGCGUGCAAGGCGUAUAUGGACGGGGCUCCGGUAGGGUGUGCAGUUGAUUUUCAGAAAACGGAAGAUAAACAUUGUAAGGGAAGCUCUACUGGGUUCAAAAUUAUGCUAUCCAAGCUCUUUCCGAAAUUGGUAGGGGCUUUCUGUGAUAAGGGAAUUGAUUGCAACCGGUUCAUUGGGCCAGAGAAAUGA